Messenger RNA from Hypomesus transpacificus, 1732 nucleotides. RefSeq names its product deoxyribonuclease II, lysosomal (gene dnase2). The transcript is spliced from 7 exons. The record is from RefSeq and is a predicted model, not a curated record. NCBI's taxonomy places the organism in Eukaryota, Metazoa, Chordata, Actinopteri, Osmeriformes, Osmeridae. Gene Ontology annotation, biological process: apoptotic DNA fragmentation. Gene Ontology annotation, molecular function: deoxyribonuclease II activity. The coding region runs from base 217 to 1338 and encodes 373 amino acids.
UUGAAUCGUGUUGCGUUUGUUUGUUUGAAUUAUGAAACUAAUCUAACUCCAUAUGGGUCUGGUUCAGUUUUUUUUUCCGUGUGCUGUCUUGUGAUUCCAUGAUCCCGCCUUGAUGACAUCAUCAAAACAAGGCUGUGGAAGCGUUUCGAAUUCAGUACGGCAACGCGUUUCUUAAUUCUCAUUUGAAGGGAAUACUUGAGGUUGGUAUUUAGUAAGAUGUUUUCCCUUGUUGCCCUGCUGAUCAUAAGCCUACCAACAGAUGGAGACACCGCGCCUAUCACCUGCUACAAUGACGAAGGAGUUGCUGUUGACUGGUUCUAUAUCUACAAACUGCCACAUAAGCAUGGUAGCAAAACUCAAAACGAUGGGCAGAAGUAUCUACUAAUGGAUAAAGGGAGUGAGAGAUGGACGGACGGGAAAGUCCUGGUGAACGACAGCACUGGAGCACUAGGGAGGACAGUGGGGCAGCUAUAUCAGCAAGAAAAGAGCAGUGAGCUUGCCUAUAUCUUGUACAAUGACCAGAGUCCACCCGAGGCUAUGGGCGACAGAUGGUUUAAUCAAAGUGGAAACAGAGGGGGGCAUACUAAGGGUGUUGUGCUUCUGGAUAAGAAUCAGGGGUUUUGGCUGGUCCACAGCACGCCUCGCUUCCCCCCAGUACAGAAGAAAGGGCCGUAUUCUUACCCGAGCACUGGUGUGAUCAACGGACAGAACUUCAUCUGUGUCACUUAUCCACUGGAGCGCUUUCAGACCAUUGGAGAACAGUUGCAGAUAAACCAGCCUAACGUGUAUGACUGUGAUGUUCCUGCCUCCUUGGCUAGUCUGGUGCCCUCCAUAGCUGCUGUGUGUAAGAAGAACCAAAUGACCAACAGCAUCUUUCCAUACACCAGGCCUGCAGCCAACCGCAGCAUGUCUCUCACCUCUUUGGGUGGAACAAAAUUCAUAAGUUUUGCAAAAGGGGCAUCAUUCAAUAAUGACCUGUACCACUCCUGGGUCGCCCCCACCCUCCAGUCCAACCUUCUGGUCCAGUUCUGGGUGCGCUCGACGGGCAUACUCCCAUCGAAUUGCACCCUGGGUUGGAAAGUCUUAGACAUCACCAGCCUCUCCCCAGGCCAGAAGUUCACCUACAAAGCCAGCCAGGACCACUCAAAGUGGGCCAUCAGCACCAAGGGGAACUGGGUAUGCGUGGGCGACAUUAACCGCAACCAGGCGGAGGAGAAGCGUGGAGGCGGGACAGUGUGCCAGCAGGAUGCCCUGGUGUGGAAGGCGUACAGGAUGGCAGCGCUGCAGUGUCAGAUGUGUGGGGGAACCAUAGCAAACUGUGCCACCUCUGUAGGGUGAGCUACAGCACUUACAGGGAGGGAAGGGAAACGAAAAGUUGUUUUGUCAGUCAUCUCUGAGUGGAAAUUUUGCACAAAUCUAUUUUUAUCAUGCCUACUGAAACAAAAUUGAAAUGCUGCUUCUGAUCAUGACUAACAUUCUUUACAUGUAAAACAGGUGCACUUUGCUUUGAGGUUGUUACUGUAGCAACCAGUGGUAGCCUUAUGGCCAUUCAACUAUAAUUGUUGAAAAAUCUUAGGUUUUUUAUGUUUUGUAUGUGCCAUUGUGAAUGCAACUAAUUAUUUGGAUCAAUUUGUGGUCGAGCGGUGUUGUUGGAUUUAUGUGUGUGUAUGCUUGGUUUUGGUACUGUUGUUGAAAUGUAGUUCUCUUUUCUGAAAUGAAGAUGAGAAAAAGA